CCCACGAGAAGACACGGAGAUGUGACAGAACAAGUUGUCUAUCAGUUAGUUUGUCAGUUUUGUCACUCCGAAGUAACGACAUGCCCCUCAAACUUUGUCUGAAGUGGGUGCGGAUAUUAUUCCAUAAACUUAAAAAAUGGAAACCAUCAUCUUUUCUUGGUCUUGUCCUUUGUAUUCUGAUCGUCUUACAUGUCUUCACCCCUUCACGGAUCAGCGAUCUCUUCCACCCCACAAGUGUUCCAGAUUAUCAUUGUGGAUUUCCAAGAAGAUUUGAUGUAGCGGAGGAUAUUCUCUGUCUCAAGAGGAAGAGGUUCCUGCCGAACUUCAAGAAUCCGUGUUGGUACGAAUUUGACGGUAACGCAACGUACAACAGAAUCCGGUGUCUGCCGUACUUCUAUAUUUUUGGUGUUUGUAAAUCCGGCACCACAGACUUAUUCUAUCGAUUAAAACAGCAUCCCCAGAUCAUGGGAAACAGAGGACUGCUAUCCAAAGAGACAUGGUUCUGGUCUUGGCAUCGAUACGGCACAGAUCACCGACAUCGAAAUAAAUCAGAUUAUCCGAUGAGGGUCCGAACUUUGGAUCACUUUAUAGAUUUCUUUCAAAUUCCAAAAAUAUUGGAGAUGAAAGUAUCCCCAAAUGGCUCACAAUAUUCUGACAUUGUCACAGGUCACGCUGACCCCAUGGACUUUUGGGACAACAGCUUGUGGCGACAUAUCCCCCAAAACGACAAGGACGCGUCCGAGCCUACAUACACCACAGCAAAUCUGGUACACCAUGUUCAACCCAACAUCAAACUCAUCCUCCUGCUGCGGGACCCAGUAGAAAGAUUAUACAGCCAAUACUACCACUUGGGUUUCGGGUCCUCACCGGAAGACUUUCACGUUGAUUCGUUAGCGUCCAUUCGAUAUCUAGAUCGAUGUCAGAGAACGCACACCCUUCGUUCCUGCUUAUACAACAGGCUACUACUGCGGGAUAUGCCGACCCCCCUUUAUGCCUCGUUUUACGACGUGCACAUAACUAACUGGUUGAAUGUAUUCCCCAGGAGCCAGAUAUUUAUAACCAGAACGGAGGAUUUCUCCAGAGAUAUAAAACGACAUCUUUUACAUCUAUUCAAAUUUCUGGAUGUGGCUGAUGUGUCAGACAAAGAUUUAAACAAAAUGUCACAGAUGUCGCACCGAUACAGAUCCAUUUUUAAAGACAAAGCAGGUCCGAUGCUGAAUAGGACCAGACGCAUGCUUAUAGACUACUUCCGGGAGCCAAUGAAAAGACUAUCGUCCAUUCUUAAAGACCCUAAAUAUACUUGGAACGACGUAUAUAAAGAACAUCAAUCGAAGUGGUUUUUGUGAUAUUCAUUGAACGAGAGAGAAUACAGAAAGCCAAAAUUUAUUCAAUGUAUCUUGAAAUUAAAAACAUAAACAAGUUAAA
Ostrea edulis (European flat oyster) is the source of this 1425-nucleotide messenger RNA. Its product is annotated as carbohydrate sulfotransferase 15-like. Bases 81 to 1346 code for a protein of 421 amino acids. Gene Ontology annotation, molecular function: N-acetylgalactosamine 4-sulfate 6-O-sulfotransferase activity. The transcript has 9 exons. Gene Ontology annotation, biological process: hexose biosynthetic process. NCBI's taxonomy places the organism in Eukaryota, Metazoa, Mollusca, Bivalvia, Ostreida, Ostreidae. The record is from RefSeq and is a predicted model, not a curated record.